Messenger RNA from Symbiodinium sp. CCMP2456, 1278 nucleotides. The record is from the annotation of a GenBank genome assembly. NCBI's taxonomy places the organism in Eukaryota, Dinophyceae, Suessiales, Symbiodiniaceae.
AUGAAGCCGAUAUGCCCGCCUCCAGGUGGGAAUCUCAACUAUGCCUUUGCUGUGCGAGAUGCUUCCGGCAAAGGCGUCUUCGUCAAGCAAGCGCCGGACUACAUCAAGGUGCUAGGGCCGGAUGCGGCGCUCACGCGGGAGCGCAUGCGGCUGGAGGUACAGGUCUAUUCGGAGUGGACGCGGAGUCCCGGUGCCGCUGCGUACUUCCCGCGGGUGUGGAAGUUCGAUGAAGACUCCAUGGCCUUUAUCAUGGAGCUUUUGGACAGCCACGAGCUUCUUCAGAAACACCUGUUCCAGGGCCAUGUUCAAGUGGCUGCGGCGAGGUCUUUGGGCGAUUGCAUGGCGCAGAUGCACAGCAGGACUCACUGCUCCAAGAUUUCUGCCGAAGAGAGCCAGCGCCUCUCCAAAGCCUACGAGAACCGCUUGAUGCGCGACAUUCAGCUGGAGUUUGUUUUCUCCAAGUGCUACCGAGAAGAUGCACGAGCUGAGCACCUGCGCAGCGAUGAAUCUUUCAUGUCGCUCCUGGAAGCGGUCAAGGAAAUCUACAAUGGGCAGAACACCAGCAACUUGGCCGUUUGUCAUGGCGACCUUCAUGCGGGGAGCGUGAUGGUGGGUGGCGAAUCAGCAGCCGUGAAGAUCAUCGAUCCUGAGUUUGCCAUUUUCGGCCCACCGGGCUUGGACGUUGGCUCCCUGCUCUCCACCUAUGCCUUGGCCUACUGUUACCACAGCGCCUUGAAGAGCGCUUGCAAGGAGGAGCUGCUCAGCGCCAUGCAGGUGAUUUGGGAGACCUACCUGGGAGAGAUGAAGGCUGCGGGUAUUGCAGACGACUUGCUGAAGUCUACCGAACAAGAGGCCGUGGCCUUCGCUGGCUGCGAGAUCGCCCGGACGGCCCUGGGCAUGGCCUACGAACGCUCGCUGCGAAUUGAGGACUGCCGGUGCGGGCGAGGAUCUUCGGAUCUGGCACCUGGGUUCUGGGCUCUGGAGCUUUGCAGCCUUUGUGUUUCACUUAAGUGCGACUGCGGGGGUACAGCACGUUAUGACACAGAAGCAUCAGCAGCAACAACAAGAGCAACAACAACAACAACAACAACAACAACAACAACAACAACAACAGGAACAACAACAACAACAACGACGACAACAAGAGCAACAACAACAACAACAACAACAACAACAAGAAGAAGAAGAAGAAUAAAAAGAAGAAGAAGAAGAAGAAGAGCGGCAACAACAGCAACAGCAACAGCAAGGACAGCAGCAGCAACAUCAGCAACCGCUUGA